CUUGUUCACCAGGGCCCCUGAUGGUGGGGAUGGACUUGGAGCAGACCAGGACCAGGUCGCGGCCUCUGAGUACACCCACCCGUGGUAGAUGGAUCCGCCGGAGAUAUCUACAAGAUGAGAGCCUGAUGUGAAGAGGCGGAAGGGCCCGAGCAGGAUGGAUGGAUGGAUUCGUGGUCAGACAGGCCAAGUCGGUUACCGUGGGAGCAGCGCGGUACAAGGCGGCAGGCAGAGGAUAGUCGGGUCACACGCAGGGUCAGUACCAGAAGAUCAGAUCCAAUAGAGGGCAUUCAAGAGAGAGCACAGUCAGGGGCAAUCCGGGUCAGCAACAAUCAAAUAUCAACGAAUACAGAAGCAGGGAACACAGGA
Staurois parvus is the source of this 366-nucleotide messenger RNA. The record is from the annotation of a GenBank genome assembly. NCBI's taxonomy places the organism in Eukaryota, Metazoa, Chordata, Amphibia, Anura, Ranidae.